Messenger RNA from Candida albicans SC5314, 1131 nucleotides. RefSeq lists its product as uncharacterized. Gene Ontology annotation, molecular function: myo-inositol:proton symporter activity. The record is from RefSeq and is a predicted model, not a curated record. Gene Ontology annotation, biological process: transmembrane transport. The transcript has a single exon. Bases 1 to 1131 code for a protein of 376 amino acids. Gene Ontology annotation, cellular component: membrane. NCBI's taxonomy places the organism in Eukaryota, Fungi, Ascomycota, Pichiomycetes, Serinales, Debaryomycetaceae.
AUGUAUGCGGGAAGAUUUAUUUUGGGGAUUGGUGUGGGUAUCGAAGGUGGUGGUGUUGGUGUGUACAUUAGUGAGUCUGUGCCCAGUAACAAGCGUGGGAGUCUUGUUUCGCUCUAUCAACUCAGUAUUGCUCUUGGAGAGGUUUUGGGGUACGCCAUUGCUGCUAUCUUCUACGAGGUGCACGGAGGGUGGCGUUUCAUGGUGGGUUCGUCGUUGGUGUUUUCUACGAUUGUGUUGAUUGGUCUUUUCUUCUUGCCAGAGUCUCCGCGUUACUUGGUGUUCAAGGGGAAGUUUGGCGAAGCAUUCAAUGUGUUUGCUCGGUUGAGGGACUUGGGGGACAGACACAGCAAGAUCGAGUUUGUGCAGAUGGUCCAGGCUGCUGAGGCAGAAAGAGAGUUGCGUCUCACGCAGAACAAGAGCAAGGUGUGGUUUGAGUUGGUCACCAUCCCCAGAAACCGCCGUGCCUUGGUGUAUGGUAUUGUGAUGAUCACCUUGGGUCAGUUGACGGGUAUCAACGCUGUUAUGUACUACUUGUCGACGUUGAUGGGCAGAAUCGGGUUCUCCACAAAGAACUCCGUGUUUAUGUCCUUAGUUGGUGGCGGGUCGUUGCUUAUUGGUACCAUUCCAGCAAUCUUGUACAUGGACAAGUUUGGUCGUCGUGUGUGGGGGUACAACCUUGUUGGGUUCUUCGUUGGGUUGGUGUUGGUUGGUGUUGGAUACUCGAUUGACAUUGAAACAAACUUGGCUGCUGCCGAAGGUGUCUAUCUCACUGGUCUUAUUUUGUACAUGGGCUUUUUCGGGUCGUACGCCUGUUUGACAUGGGUUGUGCCCGCCGAGUCGUUUUCGUUGGGGACCAGAUCUCAAGGUAUGACUAUCUGUUCGGCAUUGUUGUACUUGUGGGCGUUCACUGUCACAUACAACUUCAACAGAAUGAAGGUGGCCAUGACAUACACAGGGUUGACUAUUGGGUUCUACGGUGGUAUUGCGUUCCUCGGUUUCUUCUACCAGGUGUUGUUUAUGCCAGAGACCAAGGGGAAGACUUUGGAAGAGAUUGACGAGAUAUUCGAGAAGCCAUCCAGACAGCUCAUCAAGGAGAAUCUUUCGGGGUUAAAGAGAUUCUGGGGCCGUUGA